GGGGGAGGGGGACCGAUGGCCAAAGUCAUCCAGAAGAAGAGUCACUGGACGGGCCGGGUACACCGGUGUACGGCGGGGGGGGAGCUCAGCCUGCUGGGGGGAGCGGAGUUCGGGGAGUUCCUGUAUGUCGGGGCGGACGGGGGAGACGGGGGGCUGGGGGAGGGGGAGCUUCUCCUGGAGGUGUCCGGUGUGCCGGUGUCAGGACUACCCAGAUAUGAUGUACGGGAACUGCUCAGGAGCUCCGGGGACUCCGGUGUGCCCGUCACAGCUGUCCGACAAGGGAGCCGACUCAACAAGGACCUGAGGCAUUAUCUCAGCCAGAGGUUCCAGAAAGCUUCCCCUGACCACGAACUGCAGCAAAUCAUUCGAGAUAAUCUUUAUCGCCAUGCAGUGCCUUGCACAACACGUACGCCUAGAGAAGGGGAGAUCCCUGGCGUGGACUACCAGUUUCUGACUGUACCAGAGUUUUUGGCUCUUGAACAGAGUGGAACUCUACUUGAAGUUGGGACAUAUGAAGGUAAUUAUUAUGGGACACCGAAGCCUCCAUUCCAGCCCGUCAAUGGGAAAGUGACUUCCGGUGAUGCAUUGCAAAAUCCAUUCUCCGGCUCUAAGCAGUCGACCCCCAAACGGACAAAAUCUUACAAUGAUAUGCAAAAUGCUGGCAUAGUGCAUACAGAGAACGAUGACUAUGACGAUGAGGCUCCUGAAAUGAACAAUAGUUUUACAGCAGACUCUAGUGAACAAGACGAAAACUCGAGUAACACUACCCAAGAGAUUCCCCCACCACUGCUUCGGACCCUUCCUAGUUUUCACACCACGGAAGGUUCUCAGAAGUUGCCUCAAUACCUACCUCCUAUUGACGAGGACCGCCUUGGACCCCUGCCUGAGAACUGGGAGAUGGCCUACACAGAGAAUGGAGAGGUCUAUUUUAUAGACCACAACACUAAAACUACAUCCUGGUUAGAUCCACGGUGCCUGAACAAACAGCAGAAGCCUUUAGAAGAAUGUGAAGAUGAUGAAGAAGGGGUCCACACCGAGGAACUGGACAGUGAACUAGAGCUGCCUUCUGGAUGGGAGAAGAUUGAAGAUCCUGUGUAUGGAGUCUACUAUGUAGACCACAUAAACAGGAAAACACAGUACGAAAACCCAGUUCUCGAAGCCAAACGAAAGAAGCAGCUUGGACAGCAGCAGACAGAAGAUUGGCCAGGAGAGCACAUGCCUGCCAUACCUCCGCCUCUCAUUCUGCCCAACAACUUUACUCCCAAAAAGGAGCCAGCAAGAGACCCUUCCACCCACGCUAAACCAUUCUUCACCAGGAAUCCAUCCGAAUUAAAAGGCAAAUUUAUCAACACAAAACUACGGAAGAGCACCCGAGGUUUUGGCUUCACUGUGGUUGGUGGAGAUGAGCCGGACGAGUUCUUGCAGAUAAAAAGUUUGGUUCUUGACGGCCCUGCUGCUCUAGAUGGAAAGAUGGAAACGGGAGACGUUAUUGUGAGUGUGAAUGACAUUUGUGUACUCGGAUACACCCAUGCUCAAGUUGUGAAGAUCUUCCAGUCAAUACCAAUCGGUGAAAGUGUUGACCUUGAACUCUGCCGAGGUUACCCGCUUCCUUUCGAUCCCGAUGAUCCCAACACAAGUCUGGUGACAUCGGUGGCCAUUCUGGACAAGGACCCUAUCAUUGUCAAUGGACAAGAGACUUACGACUCGCCAUCGAGCAACAGCAGUAAAACCAGGAAAGCCAAUAACAUAAAAGAGCCGAGGCCUAGCAGCCCCGCGGACUUGACUUCAAAUGGUUCCCAUGGUUACCCUAAUGACACUGUUUCCUUGGCAUCCUCUAUAGCAACACAACCUGAACUCAUUACAGUGCAUAUAGUGAAAGGACCAAUGGGAUUUGGCUUCACCAUAGCCGAUAGUCCCGGUGGUGGUGGACAAAGAGUGAAACAGAUUGUAGACAGUCCUCGGUGCCGCGGCCUCAAAGAAGGAGAUCUCAUUGUGGAGGUGAACAAGAAGAAUGUGCAGACUCUUACUCAUAAUCAAGUUGUGGAUUUACUGAUCGAAUGUCCAAAGGGAAGCGAGGUCACACUGCUGGUACAAAGAGGAGGACUGCCAGUCCCAAAGAAGAGCCCAAAGUCGCAACCACAACUUGAAAGGAAAGACAGCCAAAACAGCUCCCAGCACAGUGUAUCGAGUCACCACAGUGGGCACACAGCGUCCCCAUUGCGCAGUGCCCCUCUUGUCCCUGACUACCCAUCCACUGAGGCACCACCGGUAGACCAAGUUGACGGUUCAGGACAGAAAAAGCCUGAUCCAUUUAAAAUCUGGGCUCAGUCCAGGAGCAUGUAUGAAAGCAGACUUCCAGAUUUUCAGGAGCAUGAUAUCUUCUUGUGGAGGAAGGAAACCGGCUUUGGCUUCAGAAUUCUUGGAGGAAAUGAACCUGGGGAGCCAAUUUUCAUAGGUCAUAUCGUGCCUCUAGGAUCAGCUGAUGCAGACGGUCGGUUGAGAUCAGGCGAUGAAUUGAUCUGCGUUGAUGGCACCGCUGUGGUUGGGAAAUCCCAUCAACUCGUAGUACAGCUUAUGCAGCAAGCAGCUAAACAAGGCCAUGUCAAUUUAACCAUAAGGCGUAAAGUAGUUUAUCCAGUCCUCAAGACAGAAAAUGAAGUCCCUGCCUCACCAGCAUCUUCCCAUCAUAGUAGUAACCAGCCUGCAUCUCUGACAGAGGAGAAACGCACUCCCCAGGGCAGCCAAAACUCACUAAACACUGUUAGCUCUGGCAGUGGCUCCACCAGUGGAAUCGGCAGCGGUGGCGGUGGAGGGAGUGGCUUAGUCAGCACUGUGGUUCAGCCUUAUGAUGUGGAAAUUCAGCGUGGCGAAAAUGAAGGUUUUGGAUUUGUCAUUGUGUCGUCCGUCAGCAGGCCGGAAGCCGGAACCACUUUUGCUGGAAAUGCAUGUGUGGCCAUGCCUCAUAAAAUAGGUCGGAUAAUCGAGGGCAGCCCAGCUGACCGUUGCGGAAAGCUCAAAGUGGGAGAUCGGAUACUGGCCGUCAACGGGUGUUCCAUCACCAACAAAUCGCACUCGGAUAUUGUCAACUUAAUUAAAGAAGCUGGAAACACUGUAACUCUACGCAUCAUCCCUGGAGAUGAAUCCUCCAAUGCUUCAUUACUGACCAAUGCCGAGAAAAUUGCCACGAUUACGACCACGCAUACGCCUCAGACAUUAUCCCAGGAAACAAAGAACAAUUCAAAACCAAAGCAAGAGCCCCAGUUUGAGUUCAAAAAUCCACCAGCCACUCAGCAACAGGAACCAGAAUUUUAUACAGUAGAGCUUGAUAAAGGAACGAAAGGUUUCGGGUUCAGCCUCCGAGGGGGAAGGGAGUAUAACAUGGACCUUUACGUUCUACGUCUAGCAGAAGAAGGUCCUGCGGAGAAAUGUGGGAGGAUGAGGGUCGGUGAUGAGAUUCUAGAAAUCAACGGAGAUACCACAAAGAACAUGAAGCACACUCGGGCAAUUGAACUGAUUAAAAAUGGCGGUCGGCGAGUGCGUCUAAGUCUGAAACGUGGAGAUGGUUCUGUGCCGGAAUAUGAAGCCAACAGUGACAGGAGCAGCCCCACAGCCAGCGCACAAAAUCUUUCAAAAAUGAACACUCUGCCAUCAGAGAGACAUCCCAUGCCAUUGGAGUUCAAUUACCCACCAAAUACUCACAAGUCAUUACAGCAUGAGGAAAAACGGAUUCACAUCAAAGACCCUAAAAGCAGCAGGGACUACAAUAAACAUAAUGACCAUCACACUUGGAAUGGGUCCUCUAAAAAUUAUUCUGUACAAAGUGGCCGAAGGGAAAGGUCUCCCGAGGCCAGGCGGCCAAGGCAAGGGGAAAGAAUGGCAGUCAAUGGACAGAAAAAAAUGUCUCCUGACAAGAGAGUUGAAGGGACAAAGAGUGCUGAUGACACUUUUGAAAGGAAAGAAAAAGAGAGAAGAAGAGAUAGUUCUUCUCAAAGAACUAGGGAAAGGUCACCUGUGCGAAAAAGAGAUGGGUCACCCACCCGUAGAAGAAAGUCUCUGGAUCGCUUUAUGGAUCAAAGAAGAUCACCGGAUCGAAGAAGAGAGAGUUCACCUGAACGAAGAAGAGCAAAGUCAUCUGACAGGAGAAGGGAAAGAUCUCCUGACAGAAGACGGGACCGCUCCCCUGAAAGAAGGAGAGAAAGGUCUCAUGAAAGGAGGAAGGAAAGAUCUCCAGACAGACGAAGCAGAGAUCAAAAGUCCAGCAAUCGAGACCGUGAUGAUCAUAGUCUGAAGUCUGAUACUAUGAAAAAUGCUAGACAUGCCCAAGAACGGAGGAAACCCUAUAAGGAAUGUAUCACAGACCUCAGUAUCUGAUCAAUCUGAUGUCACAUUCCAGCCUUUCCAGUGGGAGGCUUUCAGAACAAAAAUUCUUUAUAGUGUCUUAGCACCCAACACGUAAUGACCCUGUACUACCAUGGAAAUGUUUUAUGCAGAUGAAACCUUACUACAGAGCGUUGUGCCUGAUGUAUAUUAAAGAAAGUAUUUUUGAUGUAUCUUUUUUUAAGUUAUUUGCCAAAUGUAAACCCCUAAGGGAUAGAACAUGCUCUUCAAGGAGGUAUUUUAUUGACUUUUUUGGACUUUUAUUUCUGACAUCUGUAGAACAUGUUCAUGGCACUGGACAGUAAAUACGAUUUUUUUUCCCCUCAUUUGUGGCUAGGCUUAAUCAUCAAAUUUAUUUUUCUGACUGUUAUCUGAAAUGGCAGCCGAUGUAAUUAGAAUUAUAUAGGCCGGUGGUAAGAAGUUAGGAAAUGUGGAAACAAUUGUGAAGAAUUUUGUCAGUCUAACUGAUCUAAUGGAGGAUAAUCAAGACUACUAUUUCAAUGAAGGAAAAAAAUAAGCACACUUCAUAAAAGCAAGUUAUGUUACCACAUUAUAGUUUGCUAGGUGGGCCUGCAGUAGAUGGGUUAGGACACCAGCUGAAAGUACUUGGCAAGUGGUAAUCGAGACCCUAUAGUGUUAAACUUUGACGAUUACAUAAUAUUUCAAAGACUAGCAGUCUAUUGGGUUAGAGCAGUGAUCCCCAAUCUUUUAUAACUUAUAGCACAGACCAGGUUCCAAAGUUGACCUGCAUGUCUGUAAUGCACUAUACAGCCACUGACAAUAAAUCAGGUCAGAUAUGGUAAUUAUAACAAACAGCCUAUCAUUGGCACUGCACAAACUCACCUCCACAGGUCCCAAUUUAAAUCUGUUGUGCAGAUAUAAAAAACAGAACAUUUUUCUAUUUAAAUUACAAUCUUUGGAGUAAGGCAGCUCUUUUGCUACUGGAAGUGUUGGUGACCUAUGUGAAAUAUACAACAAAAAAAUCAACUCUUUAGGAUCUUUUUGUUUUUAAAACAUUUGGAUCUUAUCCAAACUUUUAAUAAUUACGAAAACUCAUCAGAUUCCAAGAGGUUGCCAAUUUGCCAUUAGGACUGGAAUCUGGCAUCCCUGUAAGAAAUCUAACCAAUUAGAAGCCUUUAAUUGCGACCUGUUUUCAUUUCAGAUAGUUAUAUAAUACAGAACUAGCUUUAAAUGGUAGCUCUGUAAUCAGAGGAUGCUAAGAUCAAUAUCCAGUUGGGCUAAUAACAUAGGUAUCCCACACACCACUGGUUGGAGAUCAGUGAUCUACAAUAGUUUUCUGGCCCCUAUUUUAAAGUUAUGGUCAGGAUGGGUGAACCACGGUGCGCCAAUGGAAGAUGUUGGGACAUGCAGGUCUCAUUGCAUGGCCCUUUACUUUUUUAUAUAUAUAUUUAAGUAACUAACAGUAGAUGGUGUCACAACUGCUGCAUAUUUUCAGUCUAACAUAUUGCUUUACUGCCUAGCUGAGCCGAAAUGUCUGCCACUUCUCCAAACAUGCCACACUUACGGUGCAUUUGUACAUUAAAAAAACAAAAACGAAAAAAAAACAUACUGACGUGAAUGAGCGUUGCAAGUCUAUCACUGUUGUUGCUAUGGUACUGUACAAAAUAAUGGCCAAUCAUUGUGUGUACAGAGGAGAAAUUGUAAUUAUUCAAGCCUGUUGAAAUAACAAAAAAAGCUUUUUUUCCUUGUAUAAAAGAUACUUUAUGAUGAAGAAAAAAUCAUGAGAGGAAUGUGAUGUGUUUUUAUAUUUCUGAGAAUGAAGAAAAAAUUAUAAAUCAGGAAUAUAUUUUAAUGUAAACUGAAUCAGGUAUGUAAAGGUGUUUUCUUUUUGGGGAAUCGGAUGCCAUCGGAGUGACCUGGAAGUGUUCGUUGCUUCAAGAUUGGGACUAGAUUAUGGCAUUUGUGGACCUGCUUGUCAAGUAUAAAGUACUUGUAUACAUUCUUCAAUGGUCAUUUCUUGUACCCAGUCCAUGGUGUUAUCUUUUCAUUUUUGAUUUUCUUUUUGUCUUGAAGAAAAUGAGGUUUGUGGGCCAAUCUUUGUUUUGAAACACUAUGCAUAGAUCUAUUCGACACUGUUCAUAACACUGCUUUAUUUAAACCUAUGGAAGUUAUGACAAUGAUUUGAUUGAAGGUGAUUGUUGACUUUGAAAAUACAGGCUUCCUGACAUGGGGCAAUACACAAUGUAUGUAGCUAGACAAGCAAGUCUGUGAAUGCUAUUUUUAUUAUAAAUAAAGUUUUCAAUACAAAAUGUA
Messenger RNA from Rana temporaria (common frog), 6651 nucleotides. RefSeq names its product membrane associated guanylate kinase, WW and PDZ domain containing 1 (gene MAGI1). The coding region runs from base 16 to 4371 and encodes 1451 amino acids. Gene Ontology annotation, cellular component: cytoplasm. Gene Ontology annotation, biological process: signal transduction. Gene Ontology annotation, molecular function: protein binding. The transcript is spliced from 23 exons. NCBI's taxonomy places the organism in Eukaryota, Metazoa, Chordata, Amphibia, Anura, Ranidae. The record is from RefSeq and is a predicted model, not a curated record.